Messenger RNA from Dioscorea cayenensis subsp. rotundata (Guinea yam), 3065 nucleotides. Its product is annotated as protein DETOXIFICATION 44, chloroplastic. Bases 83 to 1780 code for a protein of 565 amino acids. Gene Ontology annotation, cellular component: membrane. NCBI's taxonomy places the organism in Eukaryota, Viridiplantae, Streptophyta, Magnoliopsida, Dioscoreales, Dioscoreaceae. Gene Ontology annotation, biological process: transmembrane transport. The record is from RefSeq and is a predicted model, not a curated record. Gene Ontology annotation, molecular function: antiporter activity; xenobiotic transmembrane transporter activity. The transcript has 17 exons.
UAUCCCGCUUUCCGAUAGCUCUUGGGAUUUUGGCUUCACACCUUCAACCAUCCUCGACCUCGAGCUCCCAAUCCCCAUCUCCAUGGCCGCCACCGCCGCCGCCGCCGGAUUCCUCACCGUCCAUCCUCCUGUCCUCCUUCAUCGCCACUCCUCGCCACGCCCUUCAACCCCCCUUUCCCCCCUUCUCAGAAGGAAAUUAGCUCCAAUCCGCACGUCCCCGAGGUCCUCCUCUUCAGAGCAACGAAGCUCCUCUCCGGAUGAUCUGGAUCCUCCCAAAUCCUCUCCUCUCCACCGUGAUCCUGCCGGAUUCUCCUUUCUCCGUCCGCUCAAUCGCGUUCUCGAUGAAAUUAGGGCUGAUGGCAUUGGCUUGGAGAUUCUCAAUAUCGCGUUGCCUGCUGUUCUUGCUCUUGCUGCUGAUCCAAUUGCUUCUCUGGUUGAUACUGCAUUUGUAGGCCAUUUGGGGUCUGUUGAGUUGGCGGGUGUUGGUGUUUCAGUUUCGAUUUUCAACUUGGUGUCCAAAUUGUUUAACAUCCCUUUGCUUAACAUCACAACGUCAUUUGUUGCGGAGGAGCAGGCUUUGGAUGUUGGCAUGAAAAACAAUUCUUCGGAAGUAGCUAGAAGGGAUGAAAGUUUAAUUUCUGAAACUGGGUGGCAAAAAUUUCUGGGGGGUGGCGAUGUAGAAAGCAAGAAGUACCUUCCAGCUGUAUCAACGUCUAUAGCAUUGGCUGCUGGUAUUGGAAUUGCAGAAGCAAUAGCACUGGCCUUGUGCUCUGGGCUUCUUAUGAAUUUCAUGGGUAUACCUGUUGAUUCACCUAUGCGUGUGCCAGCUGAGAAAUUUCUUAGCCUAAGGGCAUAUGGUGCUCCAGCAAUAGUAGUAGCACUUGCAGCUCAAGGCACAUUUCGCGGAUUCAUGGAUACAAAGACACCAUUGUAUGCUGUAGGUGCUGGCAACUUGCUGAAUGUGAUACUGGAUGUCAUUUUGAUACUUCUUCUUGGUCUUGGUGUAGAAGGUGCUGCAAUAGCUACUGUGAUUUCUGAGUAUUUGAUUGCCUCUGUCCUCCUUUGGAAGCUAAAUACGAAAGUGAUCCUCAUUCCUCCAAAUAUUAUUGAAACCAGGAUUGUUCGUUACCUAAAAUCAGGUGGUCUUUUAAUUGGCAGAACCAUUGCUGCGCUUUUAACUAUGACAAUUUCAACAUCUAUGGCAGCGAGAGAAGGUCCUGUUCCAAUGGCUGGUCACCAAAUUUGCUUGCAAGUUUGGUUGGCAGUAUCCCUCCUCAAUGAUGCUAUAGCGCUUGCCGGCCAGGCUCUACUUGCUCGUGAGUUUGCUAGAGGAAAUUACAAGCAAGCUCGCCUUGUAAUAUUCAGAGUUUUACAGGUUGGUGCGGUAACUGGAAUUGCAUUGGCUACUUUCUUGUUCUUUGGGUUUUGUGCCUUUUCUGAGGUAUUCACCACAGAUUCAGCUGUCCUGGACAUUGCUCGAUCUGGAGUCUGGUUUGUCAGUUUUUCUCAACCUGUCAAUGCCCUUGCAUUUGUGUUUGAUGGGCUUUAUUAUGGCGUAUCAGAUUUUGCAUAUGCAGCCUACUCUAUGGUUUUGGUGGGACUCAUUGCUUCACUUUUCUUUCUGACUGCUGUUCCAUAUUUUGGUCUUGGUGGAUUGUGGACAGGACUCAUUCUUUUCAUGAGUUUGCGAGCAGGUGCUGGAUUUUGGAGGUUAGGAACCAAAGGGGGACCAUGGAAGAUGGUCUGGUCUGAGACAGAGGUCGGCUUGAUGGAAAAAUAAGAUAGCCCAAUUAAAAAUAUAUUGCUGGGAGGAUAGUUUGGGACUAAGAUUUGUUAGUACAGUACAUCUGACGCUCAGGUGAAUCAAUUGGUUUAUGGUAGAAAGGAAGUAAAUAUUGGAAAUGUACAGUAUGGGGCAGAAAGUAAAAGAUUCUCUGUUCAAUGAAUGACAAGCAAGUGCCCACAGAUGCAACUGUUAUCAUUAUCAUGGAUAAGCAAAGUCAGAUUCAUAAGGAGAAAUGCUCAUGAACCUACCACGUGUCUGUUGAUAAUCAUCUAUAGAUUGGUGCAGACUUGUGCUGAGACAGUGGUCCUUAUUGUGCAGUUGGAUAUAUUGCUUCCCAAGCUAACUUCAUCAAGCAGUACAAGAGGACAUUUUUUCCUUAUAUCAUUAAUGUAAAUAUUAUUUACUAGGCACCUGAUGUUAACUACUAUUUGUCUAUUAAUUGUUACAUUCAUAACGUUCUUUUUGACUCGAAUGAGCACAGCCAGUGGAGUGCUUAGGCGAAGUUAAAGGAAAGUUAAGGAAGCAGCUCCUGAUACUUGCGGUUGAAAUACUAACAGCCAGCCCUUUGCCGAUUGUUUCUUGCCAAGGCAAUGCAGCUGUUCUGUUUAUGGCCCUGGCAUUAUGAUAAAGGUUCAACGCCCACAUGCUCAGGUAAAUUUCUUACAUUCUUUGUCACACAAUCUAUAUUCUUGUUAUUGCAGCUGUAAAUUGGAGCAGGAGCAGGGCCAGAAAGGUAUACUCUAUAAUUUGAGCUUCUUUUGGUGGUGGUUGAUGCAGAACUAUGAAACUGAAGUAAAAGAUAAUGAAUUAUGAAUGCUCUACAUGUCUAUCCAUAGACAUCAACACCUGUCCAGGUCCACCCACCGCGGCAGGUGGUGGUGGCGACAAGGGAUCUUGCUCAUGCAUGGCUUCAUCAACAUCAGGAAUGAAUGACUCAGCGUCUGAUUGGUCCUGCUGCUUCACUACAAGGAUUGUAAACUUGCCACCAAAGUCCGGUGAUGCCAAGAAAGUCCCCAACAACUCCGAGCUCCGGGCAAUCACUCCAAUCCAUAAGACCACCCUCAGUCACCACAGAGUUCACUCUGUGUCUCAUCCCAACGAUCACCAAGUCAUAGUCCGCAUCAGCAUACUCUCUUAGCACUCCGACGAUCUCCUCCAUGUCCUGCACCAGCUGCUCACGGAACCGUGUAACAUCAAGACUGACUCCAGGAUUUGCCACCAUUCGCCCAGCAAUCGACAAGCUCUCCCUAUCAUCCUCUCCGCCAAAGUAAAACAAUGC